Phaedon cochleariae (mustard beetle) is the source of this 484-nucleotide messenger RNA. The record is from the annotation of a GenBank genome assembly. NCBI's taxonomy places the organism in Eukaryota, Metazoa, Arthropoda, Insecta, Coleoptera, Chrysomelidae.
GCUUCCUUUUUGUCCAAAGCUCUCCACGUGCAAGUAGAAAAUUUUUUCUGAACCGUUUGGUUUGCUAAAAACAUGGAUAAGCCAGUAGUUCUUGCUCGUGUUAUCAAAGUUUUGGGAAGAACUGGAUCCCAGGGCCAGUGUACCCAAGUAAAAGUUGAGUUCAUUGGCGAACAAAACCGGCAAAUCAUCCGAAAUGUAAAGGGCCCCGUCAGAGAAGGGGAUAUCCUCACUUUGUUGGAAUCUGAACGUGAAGCAAGAAGAUUGAGAUAGGUUCACAUCUGUACAAGAUGUAUGACUACAACCAAGAAAUGCUGUUGGAUAGUUGAAGUCCAUUCCACCAUUCAUUACAAAUUUCAUAAAUUGUAACAAUGUAAUAUAAAUAUAAUUUUAUUCUAGAAAAAUUGUUGAAAUUUAGUAUGUUUCUCAUUCAUAUAUUGAUGUAAGUUACUCCCUGAAUCUGGAAAAUACAUAUUCAAUACAGGAA